AUGGCUUUUCCUCGUAAUUUUGUGGUGUUUCCUUACUUGUCCCUCUUUCUUGGGAUUCCUCUUCUAGUGUUUUGCUGCUCGCAUGAGUUUGUAUCUCUUCUGCGAAGCCGACUCAAGACCGACGCGUUUCACUCCGUGCCUCUGAAAGGGCCUGGCCUUUUCUGUAAGUAUACAUUCCCUGCCAUUCCUAGUGGCGUUAAGUCUCUCUUCUUCCAUCAUUCGCAUCAUCAUGCUGGACCUUAUGCCCCUCAUUCGAAAAGAAGUGGAAUCGUAGUUGCUGACAGAUUUCAGGAUGGAGGCCAGACAGCAUGCAGCACAGGCGGCAGAUAUCAGGGAUAUCUGUUCCUGGCACCCUAUUAUCAAGAACAAAAGGGUUCGAAGGCGGCAUUCGUCGAUUCUUGUCUUUUAAAGUAUUUGUAUGCAUAUCGAAGACGGGAUGUUUCGUACGUGGGUCCCAUAUUCUCUCUCUGCAGUGCGCUGGCUUACUCCUUGUGCAAUCGCGCUUCUACGUUCUGCCCACGGCCUCUGCAGCGUGCCGUUGGUGACUCCUUGCGGGCUCCCCGGCGCUACUCUCUGUUUACACCGCUGGAACAAAUCCUUCAGAUUCCGAGGGACUGUUCGAGACGCCAUCGUCACACCGCUGAAACGACCAGGAUUCCCGUGACCGAAACAGAUGACCCUCCAGUGCAUUCGUCCUUCUUCAUACCCUACAAUGGCAGUCCUUUAGCUCCAUUCAUAUCCGUACAUGAACAUCAAGAAGCGUCGCACAGGGCGGGAGGACCAGACGAACCUACCGGCUUCAGUGGAGACCCGCAGGCGGCAACGGAUCCUGAGUUCAGUAGUCCUAUUCUCGCUGCCCCUUUCCCUCCAACUAGUGCUGAGCGGUUCCUCCUUGGCAAAAAUCUUCUCGUUGACUCGGAGAAGCAGGUUUCGGGAACUGCUGCGAUGCCUGGUACUGGGCAACGUAGACCUGCUGAACACGUGAAUGGUGUUGCAAAGGAAGCGCGUUUCUCUGGUCCAUUAAGUUUUUGUGAUGAUCGUGAAAUGCCCGGCCCGGAGAUAAAUCUGGCAGCGCCUCAAGACGUAUAUAUUCUAGAUUUUGAUAACGUUAUUCAUACGAACACGCGAGAGCUCGUUCACACCGCCAUCCGCGCGUGGCGCAGACUAGAGAAGGGUGCUAGCGAACAGCUCCGGCAGGAUAUCAGACAACACUCCGGAAGGAAUACUGAGUCGAAGGGCAUGUACAGAACGAGUAAAGAUGAAGUACAGUCCGAUCGUAACAUCUGCGACGCGACGACCACAACUUCAUCUGGUUCUUUGCCUCAGUUAUUUUUGUCCCCUCGCUUUGGAGGCGAGACGCCUUUCUGGUUGCGCGAGCGUGCCCAUGAUAUACGCCGUUCCCUGGCUCUUCGAGGCGUGGCAGACUUCAUGGUGGCAAUCCGGCGUGUCCUCGAGGUUGUCGUAGAAACAGAAAAGAAACGAAGGAAAACCGUAGAGGAGUUUGUUGAAGAACGCCAGCGAGCCUUUGACGCGCUAUGGAGAACGAUGGACGACGUAGAAAAAGUGUGGCUGCUGACUCGCGAAGGCGACAUGAACGCCGUACGAGAUGUCUUCGCUUUCAGGCGAGCGGGUGGGAGAUUUCCUUGGGCUGUCAGAAGCCUCCAAGGCUGGGAAAAGCAAGGAGGAGCCCGACGUGCCGAGCUAUAUCGGCAGUAUGGUGUGACCCCACAGCAACUGCAAGAAGCGUUUGACUCUGCUCGGAGAGAAUGGCAAAGAGACGACCUGGAGGGCUGGGAGCAGCAUGUCAAGUAUCGGAGUGACACAAGACAUCUGGACCCAAACGACGAAGAACGACGUGAAGCAUACGAGGGUUUCAACCCAGCAGCAAUCUGUCUUAUCAACAAUCACAUCAAUAGCUGGCACCGCCCAGUGCACGUCAUCUCUUCGUGGGAAACGUCAGAUGAUCUUCUGCGGAUGUUACAGCUGAUGGGACUUAACUUCGAUCAUGACAACGCGAAGAGGCUUCUUUUUCUUUAUGGGCGGGACAAAAUGGAGAGUGUGUCCCCCGGUCAACACAGUGAACAGGCAGGGCUGAAAGACAGUGCAGUUCGGAAGAAAGUGGCGCUGGUGAACUCAAUCCUGGACAAGUGGAAGCCGAGAAGCAACUUCUGGCGGCCAGCGCACAUGGUUGAUGGCGACGUGCGGAGCCUGCUGGCAUUCUCUCGUGACAGCGGGAUUGCUAGAGCGCGCCUGUACUUCUGUGAAUGGGGACCUUCAGCGAUUGGCGACAAAGUGAAGGCAUUUUUAGCCGGCAGAAUCAAAUACCUAAAGGAAAGUAGUCAGUUGGUGAAGCUGAUGGGCACGCCGGCAGACAUACCGGCCCGACAGUGGACUCACGGUUUCACAACAUGUCCUCCUGAAUGGCUCGAGGCCUACAAGAUGAUGUCGUGGUUGCGGUGGACAGACCUUCAAGAAAAGGAAGAGACAAUUCUGCAGGACUUCACAAUGCCGCCACCGGCUGAGUCGCCCAUUACAAGUUCAAUCACUUUUUGA
Messenger RNA from Toxoplasma gondii ME49, 2553 nucleotides. RefSeq lists its product as hypothetical. The record is from RefSeq and is a predicted model, not a curated record. Lineage: Eukaryota; Apicomplexa; Conoidasida; Eucoccidiorida; Sarcocystidae. The transcript is spliced from 6 exons. The coding region runs from base 1 to 2553 and encodes 850 amino acids.